UUGGUUACAGCGUGGCGGUGGCGGUACGAUUAGCUCAAUCCCCUCUUUAGCGACUGAUCAAGAAUUGGCAGAUUUGCUUGAUUUCGAUAGUUAAUUUCAAUGUGCGACAUGUCAUUGUCUUAUUGGGAUUUAAAAAGAAUAAAAGCUUUUUUUGAUUUUUUUUCUUUAAUGACUUCACUCAAAAGUAGCAGCAGUCAUAGCAGUAAUAGUCGAUCACCCUCAUUGAACACAAAAUCGACCACAAAUACCUUUUUGUAUAAUUCAUCUUUACCAGCACUCUCAAUCACUAAUAAGCCAUCGAAUGGAGCAUCACUUUACCAUACAUGUCGCUCUGUACUAGAGAAGCUAUCUCUUGUACCAAAUAUAGAAUACUAUAUUGAUUACACAACAGAUGAUGAUACAACACCUUCAAACAAGUUAUGGACUAUCUGUAGAAGACGCUUUCCUUUGACUGCCUUAUUUAAUGCGUCGGAUCCUCAAGAGCCCUUAUCAGUCGAUCCAUCUUGUACUCAAAUUAAUGAAUGUAAAAAGAGCAUCUACCAUUUUAUUGUUGCUUGCAAAAAUCAAUUGGGUAUUCGUGAAGAUGAUUUAUUCACUUUGUCCGACUUGUACAAGGAUAAUACCAAUAGAUUCGUUAAAGUUGUGAGCGCCAUUGAUAUCAUCUUACAAAUUCUAGAAGAAUGAGGCGUCAUCACAUCCAUCAAUCACAAUAGAAACUCAUUCAAUGAACCAAAAAGUGCAAGGGAUAAAGUCGUACUUGAAUUAUUAAAAACUGAAAGAAAAUAUGUUCAAAGCUUGGAGAUAUUACAGGCAAGUAUGGAUGAUGAUAAGAAAAGCAACAAGUAACUUACUUUAUUUACAGAAUUAUAAACGUGAAUUACAGCUACAAAAAAUUUUACAGAAAGCUUUGCCCGCAGCCAUCUGCCUCUUCACUGCAUGGUCUCAGAGUAGAUGAACCA
Rhizopus microsporus ATCC 52813 is the source of this 959-nucleotide messenger RNA. Its product is annotated as CDC24-domain-containing protein. Gene Ontology annotation, biological process: septin ring organization; establishment of cell polarity. NCBI's taxonomy places the organism in Eukaryota, Fungi, Mucoromycota, Mucoromycetes, Mucorales, Rhizopodaceae. The record is from RefSeq and is a predicted model, not a curated record. The transcript has 2 exons. The coding region runs from base 100 to 684 and encodes 194 amino acids. Gene Ontology annotation, cellular component: cytoplasm; mating projection tip; division septum.